AUGCUUUUCUGUUUACCGAUAAGACUUUUUCCAUGUGGGCCCGAAUGGAUUGUGACGUCCCCAAUUGAAGACUCAAAAGUGUGUGUUGCCUCCCCUCCUGAAGUUUUGCCAAGCGCCUCUCAUUUUCCUAAGCCUGACUACAACUUGACGCCUGUUACAGUCUAUGAUAUAGCUGCCAUUGUUUAUUUUGCCCCUUGGAGCAUGGCAAUAUGUGAGAUGGAUCCCUACACUCGACCAUCACAUACACACUUUAAAGUGGCGGCUUCAAGUGUACCUCUCUUACACAGUUGUGUGAUUGAGUAA
Molecule: messenger RNA, 303 nt
Organism: Protopolystoma xenopodis
Lineage: Eukaryota; Metazoa; Platyhelminthes; Monogenea; Polystomatidea; Polystomatidae
Source: the annotation of a GenBank genome assembly